CAGCCCACGUUGAGUAGGGAAACUAUAUAUUAAUCUACCGGUGAAAAGAAGUUCUUCAGUUUUAGUGUAGCAGUGUCUUCAAACUAAUCAGUGACAUUAUAAAAAUACAGAAUGAAAAUACUUUACGCUUUAGCGGCAUUUUUGCUGCUCCACACCUGUAGCGUUCAGGUUACAGCUUGGGACUGGGAAAGUGAUAAGAAACCAGAAGCACCGAAACAAGUUGAAGAACAAAGUAAUUUAGAAUAUGAAAUACAAGGAUCGUCAAGCGACUACUCUGAACAAGCUGUACAAUACAACAAUACUGAACAAAUCGAGAAAAUCGUUGACAACAUUCUGGUAUCGACCAGAGAAGGCAGAAAUUUAGAAGGAUACGACGAGGUAUACAGUGACCCCAACGUACAAGAAGCUAUUCAAAAGGGCGAUGAUGGAGAAGCACGAAACAUAAUCAAAGAAAGGCUUUGCAAUUUGGGAUUGAUGCAAUGUGACGAAGGAGUCGAAGGAAAACGUCCCUAUAUCUCCCCAGAAGAACUUAUCUAUGCACAACCCGUGGCUAUUAAUCCGGUCGGUCAACCGAUCCCAACAAUUCCAGUAAAAGGCGGACGCGGCUAUUACGGCCCACCAAAACCUAUGCCAUAUCCCGGAAAAUUCGGUCCCCCUGGCCCAAAUAAAUUCGGACCCCCACCACCAAAAUUCGGGCCACCACCAACUAAAUUCGGUCCACCAUCUCCACCCAAUAAGUUUGGGCCUGGACCAACUAAUUUUGCUCCUAACAAGCCCCCAAGACGUGGAUACGGACCACCACCUGUAGGCAAACCCAUUUACAGUAAACCACCUUUCGAAACUUAUGAUGAUGGCCAUGAAUUUGUUAAGCCCGGAAGCUUCGACGACAUCCCUUACGAAUUCGACCCCAGCAGUUUGAACUCUUUUAUCCAAAAGGACAAAGUAAUUAUUGGAGAUAAAAAAGAAAAGGUAGAACAUAUCCACCAUCAUUACCAUCACAAUCUGGAAGGAAGCAACAAGGCACCUACUGUAAUCGUCAACCCCGUACCAGUUGCCGCUGCGGCUGCCGCAUCAGCUUCUGAAGCAGUUUUAAAUUCGCAAUCUAGUUUUGGAAGUUUUGGAACAAACGCCGUUCAUCACACCCAAACAUCAGCAUUUAAUCCAGCUACAAGCCCAGGAUUGGGAGGAGCCCCAUUAGAGCAAUCAAGCUUUUCCGGCUCCAGUGGAUUUACCGGCAUAAACACCGGCUUCAGCAGUGUAAAACCAGGAUUAACAAUCGGCGGAUCAGGCUUCAACAGUUUCAGUGGAUCGGGACUUAAUGGCGGUUCUUAUGGUGGCCAAUCUAUAGCCAACUAUGGAAGCUCAGUAGGAGGUGGACUUGGAUCAUUCCAACAAUCUGUCAAACCUGUAACUGAAAACUUUGGGGCCCAAUCAUUCGGAGGAAACAGUUUUGGAGCAUCUGUGGGAUCAUAUGGAUCUUCCGGACUGUACAAAAAGGAAUUGAGUUUGAGUUCCGGUAACUCAAAUUAUUUGCAAUCUAGCUACGCCGAUAAAUACCAAGGCUUGGAAUCAGCUCGGGCAGAAAACUACGAUUGUGUUUGCGUCCCAUAUGAUCAAUGUCCUUCGCAUGACGUGAUAGGCCGUAAAGAUGAUUUACUUCUGCCUCUGGAUCCUAGAAAUUUGAAGAGCGACAUUGCUGCUGAGGAAGAGCGUGUGAUCACAGAUGGUAAUGGUACUAUGUCUGUCAUCCGAGUUCCUAAAGAUGUUAGCAAAAAUACGACUGUUACUGUGGAAGAGAAAUCUGAAGAGAAGAAAAUUAGCAAGCGUGAAGCUCCAGUGCAAAAGAAGGAAGAAAAAGCUGAAGCUCGACAAUCUUACGGAUCAUAUAACAACAAGAAAAUUAAACCCACUUUUGGUGUGUCUUUCGGAUUACCCCAACAAGGAGGCGGUGGAUAUCCAAUAAACCCUUAUGGUCCAAAUCCUUUUGUCAAUCCUUACGGAAAUUCUAUCGGAGGUGCCGGUAUAAAUCUCGGUCUUGUUUCUGUAAACCCCCUUAUUUCUGUCCAAGUAGAAAAAGACGAUUACGGUGAAAAAAUCGUUAAGCCAUUCGUUAAUUUGCAUGUCACUCCGAAUAAUUAUCUUGUAAACAAGUUUGAAGAUUUGCUUCACUACAAAAAGGCUGUUGUCUUCAAUAAGCAUAAACACUAUCACUUGCACAAACCCAGUUAUCAUCCCUAUGAACAUUACGGUCAUGGACCCGAGGUAUAUCGUGAACCUUCAGAUUUUCAUGGGCCAAUUUCUCAUGAUUAUCACGGACCACCUGAACAUGAUUUUCACGGGCCAAUUCCUCAUGAUUUUCAUGGACCACCGGGACCUAUUCAUGAUUCUUUCGGACCUUCAGGUCCGGUAGGCCCCUCAGGACCACCAGAACAUUUUGAUCACCACGGUCUUAGUUUCCACGACCAUCCCGCACCUCAUGAUCAUCAUGGGCCACCAAACUUUUACGUUGAUGAUGGUCAUCACGGUCAUUAUGGUCAUUCCUCCCAUGCAGGUCAUUAUUAUGAUGAUCCCCUUAACUAUGGUGGUUAUGGUGGUUACGGAGACUACUAUUCGGGUAGAUCAUAUGAUAAUGGAACUAAUAAUUAUGUCGAUGGUAAUAGUGUACUACAACAAAUUCAAGACCUUUAUAAUAAAGGUACCAAUUAUUAUGGUGGUCAAAAUCAAAUUCAAUUUGAAGGUGAAAAAGCACGCUCUGAUAGAAUUUCAACUACACGAGGUGGUAAAAGUCUUGGAUCAUAUCAUUCAAGUAAUCAAAUAAAGUUUCCCUCAAAUAGAAAAAGACGAGACAUUACUGAAGACGAACCUAAACAGUCGAAAUCUGUUAAGCGUCAAGCAUUUUACGGUAAUACUUUUGGAAGACCUCAAACAUGUGGACCCAGACAUGUUUGCUGUAAAAGACCAUAUAGACCAAACAUUCCUGCUCCAAGUGCAAACUUAAGAGGACAAUGCGGUACCAGACAUUCACAGGGCAUCAAUGGCCGCAUCAAGAAUCCAGUCUAUGUUGACGGAGACAGUGAAUUUGGAGAAUACCCAUGGCAAGUUGCAAUCUUAAAGAAAGAUCCCAAAGAAAGCGUGUACGUUUGUGGUGGUACACUGAUCGACUCCCUUCACAUCAUUACUGCAGCUCACUGCGUUAAAAGUUACACCCCUUAUGACUUGAGAGUUCGUCUUGGUGAAUGGGACGUAAACCACGAUGUGGAAUUCUAUCCGUACAUCGAAAGAGAUGUUUCGCUGGUCCAGGUCCAUCCUGAAUUCUACGCUGGAACGCUUUACAACGACUUGGCUGUUCUACGAAUGGACAAACCGGUAGACUGGACCAAACACCCACACAUCAGCCCCGCCUGUUUGCCAAAUCCACACGACGACUACACAGGCACAAGAUGUUGGACCACCGGUUGGGGAAAAGAUGCUUUUGGAGACUUCGGCAAAUACCAAAACAUUCUUAAGGAGGUCGAUGUGCCAAUUAUUAAUCACGGCAUUUGUGAGAGACAAAUGAAACAAACCAGACUGGGAUACGACUUCCAGUUGCACCCAGGAUUUAUUUGCGCCGGUGGCGAAGAAGGCAAAGAUGCAUGCAAAGGAGACGGAGGUGGUCCGAUGGUUUGUGAACGUGGAGGUACCUGGCAAGUGGUUGGUGUUGUCAGUUGGGGUAUUGGCUGUGGUCAACCAGGCGUUCCUGGAGUGUACGUUAAAGUUGCUCACUAUCUCGACUGGAUCAGGCAAAUCACUCAGCGAUAUUAGAUAGUUUGUGAUUGUCGCGAUUAUUAGGAGUACUUAAUUUAUGUAUAGAUUUAGGUUUUAACUUAUUUUUGUACAGUUAUUAUAGGAUACUGAUGUGAUAGAGUCAAUUUUAUGUAAAUUAUUUGCUUAUGUUUUAUUUAUA
Aethina tumida (small hive beetle) is the source of this 3943-nucleotide messenger RNA. RefSeq lists its product as uncharacterized. The record is from RefSeq and is a predicted model, not a curated record. Gene Ontology annotation, biological process: proteolysis. Lineage: Eukaryota; Metazoa; Arthropoda; Insecta; Coleoptera; Nitidulidae. The transcript is spliced from 5 exons. The coding region runs from base 112 to 3801 and encodes 1229 amino acids. Gene Ontology annotation, molecular function: serine-type endopeptidase activity.